Messenger RNA from Cottoperca gobio, 2097 nucleotides. It is a transcript of the gene slc35f6, whose product is annotated as solute carrier family 35 member F6. Gene Ontology annotation, cellular component: membrane; intracellular membrane-bounded organelle. The record is from RefSeq and is a predicted model, not a curated record. Gene Ontology annotation, biological process: transmembrane transport. Lineage: Eukaryota; Metazoa; Chordata; Actinopteri; Perciformes; Bovichtidae. Gene Ontology annotation, molecular function: transmembrane transporter activity.
GUCAUGUGGCGUUCACAGUCAGAGGAGAUCCCACCGAGAAGUGUGUGAACAACAACCGGCGUCUCUCCACGCAGAACACAGCUCGGUGGUCGUCUGUUCCCGCUUUGUCCCGUACACACGUCCAGCAUGGCUUGGACUAAUUACCAGCUGUUCCUCGCGGGACUUAUGCUCACAACUGGCUCUCUCAACACAUUAUCGGCAAAAUGGGCUGACAUGUUCUCAGCGAAGGGUUGUCAUGAUGACCCCGAACACGCGUUUGCUCACCCGUUUGUGCAGGCAGUGGGCAUGUUUCUGGGAGAGUUGAGCUGCCUUGCCGUCUUCUACAUCUUAAUUUGCCAUGACAGACGUCGACCCGAGCCGAGUAUGAACGCAGCACAGAGCUUCAACCCUCUCGUCUUCUUCGCACCAGCCAUGUGCGACAUGACGGCCACCUCCAUCAUGUAUGUUGCUCUCAACAUGACCAGCGCCUCCAGCUUCCAGAUGCUGCGCGGAGCUGUCAUCAUCUUCACCGGGCUGCUUUCUGUAGCGUUCCUGGGGCGACGCCUGGCGAAGAGUCAGUGGCUCGGCAUCCUCACCACCAUCGUGGGCCUGGUGAUCGUGGGCCUCGCUGACUUCUUCAGCGGGCACAAAGACGACACGCACAAACUCAGCGACAUCAUCACAGGAGACCUUCUGAUCAUCAUGGCGCAGGUCAUUGUUUCGGUGCAGAUGGUCCUGGAGGAAAAGUUUGUCUACAAACAUGACGUCCAUCCUCUGCGGGCUGUUGGUAUUGAAGGUUUCUUCGGGUUCGUCGUCCUGUCGCUGCUUCUCAUCCCGAUGUAUUUCAUCCACGUCGGCAACUUCAGCGACAACCCUCGGCAGGUCCUGGAGGACGCGCUGGACGCCUUCUGUCAGAUCGGACACCAGCCGCUCAUCCUGUUGGCUCUGCUGGGCAACACGGUCAGCAUCGCCUUCUUCAACUUUGCCGGGAUCAGCGUCACCAAAGAGAUCAGCGCCACGACCCGGAUGGUGCUGGACAGCCUGCGCACGCUGGUCAUCUGGAUAGUGAGCCUGGCGCUCGGGUGGGAGCAGUUUCACGGCCUGCAGGUGCUGGGCUUCCUGGUGUUGCUGGUGGGUACAGCGCUCUACAAUGGACUGCACCGCCCCCUGCUGGCCAGGAUACCGUGCUGCGCUGCGAUGGUGCACACAGAGGAGGAGCAGGACAGCCCGGGGGAGGGGGAGGGGGGGGAGAGGGAGAGACUGCUGGGCGACGGCAGGGUGCAGACCGGAGACGAGAGCUAGAACUUGAGAACAGGACUGCACACCUUUUGUCAGUGACGGUCUCUUUUCAAAUAUGGUUCUUGUUCACACCUCAGACUUUAACUGACGAGCGGUCUGAGGGAGCUUUAUUGUUAUAACACGGCUUUUUGGAGGCAUUUAUUCAAGUUAGUUCUGAAGAGAAAUAAUGUUAUAAUUUGCAGUCUCAACAUUUGAUCCUGACCCCCCCCCCCCCCUUUUAUAUACUUUAUAUUCUAAAAAAGAAAAAACUUGAACUGACCUUUUUUUGUUUAAAAUCACUAAAGCACAAUGUCACACAAGAUGAAAAUAAAUAUUUUAGUUUUAUUCACAUUUUGUUGCUUCACUGGAUCAUUGCCACGUUGUUUCUGAUGUUGUUUGUGUUGCUGUGCCGUGUGACUUAUGCCAAAAUGUUUUCACUGAAUGCCAACAGUGAGUGGUUCAACAUCUCUUUUUGUAAUCAAAGUGCUGAGUCGUUUCCUCAUCAGUUCAGUUGAAUAUAGAAUUGAAUGUAGUUUUGUUUACGUCUGUAUAUUUGCUUUCUGAGACUUAAAUUUGUGUUUAUUUGUACAGAUGUAAAUGUGUCAAAAAGGGAUUUGCACUUGUUGUAAAUCCUGCUUCCCCUUCUCUAUUAAGUAGUUCAAGGCUGUAACGUACACUAAGAAAAAAAGGGAACUGUCACUAAAUCACACUCGUUGAAUGAUGUCUUAGCAUUUUCACUCAGGCCUGUGUUGACCUGCAGAAAACUACAGUCAUUGUGAUGAGAUGUAAUGUCAUGACAAAAAGAUUUGUUUUUUAAAUACACUUCUGGAACAACCCAAA